Molecule: messenger RNA, 2312 nt
Organism: Dendrobium catenatum
Lineage: Eukaryota; Viridiplantae; Streptophyta; Magnoliopsida; Asparagales; Orchidaceae
Product: silicon efflux transporter LSI3
Exons: 3
Coding region: 476-2068 (530 amino acids)
Biological process (GO): transmembrane transport
Cellular component (GO): membrane
Source: RefSeq, a predicted model, not a curated record
CUAGUUUUUUUAAUGCAGUAAGAGAUUCAACGAUCUCUUGUCUGCAAAUUUUCUUCGAAAGUUGAAAUCUUGGAUUCUAAAUUCUAUUUCUUUCUCAUGUUAAAUGUCUAGGUAAUCUUCUCCAGGGAGAAUCUGGUUUAGGAGCUCAAAUGCUUGUGUUUUUGCUGCGGUGGAUUCACCUCACAGUGGGUUUCUUCCUUGAAUGUGCCGUGGUUUUAUGGAUUUAAAGGGGUUUGGGGUGGGAGAGAUUAUCGAUUCUCAUUCUCAUUCGUUUUAUGGAUUUUGAUAAUUGGUUUUCGCCAUUUAUUUCCAAGUUUUUGAGAGUAUUCAAAAGUUUUGAAGUCCUGUCAAUGUCUCAUUUGGAUAUUAGGAGGGUUGCCUUCUUUCUAAUGAUUUGAUGGUAUUUUGAUAGCAAGCCCGGCAGGAGAUAUAGAACUUGUUCAUUUUUUGCUUUAUUCGAUUUGAAACAAAAAGAAUGGCUAUGGCGUCGACGGUAAAGGUUGUUCUAGGCAGCAUUGCUUUUGGCUUUUUUUGGGUUUUAGCAGUUUUUCCUGCUGUGCCUUUCAUGCCUAUUGGAAGAACAGCUGGUGCUCUUCUUGGUGCCAUGCUCAUGGUUGUAUUCCGAGUUAUUUCUCCUGAUGAAGCAUAUGAAGCCAUUGAUCUUCAUAUUCUUGGCCUCCUCUUUGGAACCAUGGUUGUUAGCUUCUAUCUCGAGAGGGCUGACAUGUUCAAGUAUCUUGGCAAAUUGCUUACCUGGAAGAGUAGAGGAGGCAAGGAUUUGCUCUUUAGAGUUUGUCUAGUUUCAGCCAUUUCUAGUGCUUUGUUCACUAAUGACACUUCCUGUGUUGUUCUCACCGAAUUCAUUUUGAAAAUUGUGAGGCAGAACAAUCUCCCUCCCCAACCUUUUCUUCUAGCUCUUGCUUCGAGCUCAAAUAUUGGAUCUGCUGCUACUCCCAUUGGUAACCCACAGAACCUUGUUAUAGCUAUUCAAAGUAAGAUUUCUUUUGAGAAAUUCUUGUUUGGGAUCUUUCCUUCUAUGUUGUUGGGUGUGUUAGUUAAUGCUGCAAUACUAUUAUGCUACUUUUGGAAGCAUUUGUCUAUAGAGAGGGAUCAAAAAGUGGAGGCCGAAGCCGGAGAUUUGGUUGUAGAAAAUGAGGUGAAUUCUCACCGAUUUUCACCCGCGACAAUGUCUUAUGCUAAUUCAAUGAGUUCUCAGGACUUCAGCUCUGUCAUUGAUGAUAUGACACCAAGUUCAUUAGUGAAUGCGGAGCCUUUGAGAACUGUUGUAAUUGUUGAUGGAUUGGGAUUACAAACUGUUGGUAUUUCACAGAGAAGGGAGGAAAUUUCUUCUGCUAGGAGAUACAUAAGAACUACCAGCAGAAGUAGGAACAGUCAUGCUGGAGAAGCAAACUCAUUGCCAAAUUCAGAAGCAAGGGAUGCUCCUAAUGAGAAUUGGAAGAGAUCUUUGUGGAAGAUAUGUGUCUAUCUUGUGACCAUUGGAAUGCUCAUUGCUCUUCUUCUGGGGCUUAACAUGUCUUGGACGGCUGUUACUGCUGCUCUUGCUCUUGUUGUUCUUGAUUUCAAGGACGCCCGACUUUGCUUAGAUAAGGUUUCAUACUCAUUACUGAUAUUCUUUUGUGGGAUGUUCAUAUCUGUUGAUGGCUUCAAUAAAACAGGAAUACCAAGCACCCUUUGGGAAGCUGUUGAAAGGUAUUCACGCAUUGACAGUAUUGGUGGGAUUGCAUUACUCAGUGUGGUCAUCCUUGUUCUAUCUAAUGUUGCCUCAAAUGUUCCCACUGUUCUGCUACUAGGGAGUAGAGUGGCGGCAUCAGCAGCUUCAAUCUCUGCAACAGAAGAGGCUCGUGCUUGGCUGAUACUUGCAUGGAUGAGCACAGUGGCCGGAAAUCUCUCUCUACUUGGAUCUGCUGCAAACUUGAUAGUAUGUGAGCAGGCUCGAAGGGCGCAGUUUUAUAGUUAUAAUCUCUCCUUUUGGAGCCAUUUAAAGUUUGGAGUUCCUUCUACUAUUAUUGUCACUGCAAUUGGUUUGCCCCUCAUAAGGAGUUACUGAUCUCAAACUGAUUCUGCUUGAAAUAACAUCAAUUUAGGUAAUGAUUGUGCUGCCUGAUACUACUAUUGCUUGUUCCUUUAAUAAGUGACAUAUUGUAUUCAGUUUGUCAAAGUUUAGAUGUGAAGAAAUUGUUUCGAAGUUGACAAAAGUUUGUCCUUUAUUUGUAAUUUUUAGUCUGAUGUUACUUCAUCAUAUAGUAAACUGAAAGCUUCUGUAUCUUUCAAAAUUGUAAUGAUAACUAAUC